AACCUGUCAUUAUUCUUGUCAAACCAUUUUGAUAGACGUGUUUAGAAGCAAAAACCGAAAAGAAAAUUUAAUUAUCCACCAUUCUAUACAACAACUUUAUGCAACACUUUUUAGGUAUUUUCAAGGCACAGCGAAACGGAGUUGAGUAAAUGUUCUGUAUGACAAAGUGAGGAUAGAUGAAAGUGUUUGUGUGUUUGUUGCUGACGGUUGUGUCAGUGUGGGGUUUCCCAGAGCUGAGAAGUGAGGGGAGUCAACCGCUGCAGCUAAGCGCUAGAACGCUGCAGACGUUGGAGCCAUUGAAACAAAAGCCAGUGCAGAGAGACUGCAACAAGGGGAAGUGUGCGUCUUCAAUAGCGCAGAAAGCGGCUGCUGAAGCGAAGGCAGCGCAAGCAGCACAAAACGCGGCUGGGGCACAGGCUGCUCAUAUGGUUAAAACCCAACUAGCAGAGAAGGCAUUGCAGGCUGCAAAGGCAGCAGAAGCAGCUUUGGCUGGCAAGCAGGCCGUCGUCGAGCAACUACAACAAGAAGUGAAGGAGGCAGAGGCGGUCGUUAACGAAAACUCUCAGUCGUCCCAUUCUCAAGAAGCAACGAUCAGCGCAGCGGUGGUCGCGGCCCAGCAGGCGACGGCACUCCGCAAGAUUACCUGUCAAGCUACCCAGUUCGCAAUUCGCCUAGAGAAGCAGACUCACUGCUUACUCGGCAAGAUCAGACAGGGACAGAAGAACGGGCACACACAAGACGCUAGAGCGAGACUGGCGCAGUUGCAGCACAAGCUGCGGUGCGCAUGCGCAGACUACAUGGCGACCAAGCAGGCGGCGCAUGCAGCAUGCGAAGCUGCAAGGGCCGCAUGUAGCAACGCCAGGAGAAAGAAAUCACUCAAAAGACGAUCGGCAGACUUACGUAAAAAGAAAAUGCAGAAGAAAAGGAUGAGCCUGAUUUCAGAGAGAAAUGUCAGGAAAAGAGAUUCUCUUCAAAGAAGAAAAAAAAAGCAUCAGAAAAUAGUGAAUUUAAUUUCUGGCAAUGGCAGGAAAAAUAAAUCUCUCAGAAGACGGCGGCGGUCGGUAGACUUAAACAAAAAGGAAGUAAAGGAGGAAAUUAUGAAUCUAAUUUUAAGGAAUUAUCAUCUAAGACAACGCAGAAAGAGGAUUUAGUGACUUCGUGUUCCGUCUAGAUGUAAGCAGCUGUAGUGAAUUGGGUUCCGGUGUUUUGAAACAAGAUUAUAUAAGAAAUUUGUGAUUAAUUAUACUAUAGUUUGUGAUAUACCUAGUGAAAGUUACUAAGCGUUUUUGAUAGGUCAUUAUUUGUAAGCAUCUGAUAAUAUAGUUUUAUUUUAAUAACAAA
Plutella xylostella (diamondback moth) is the source of this 1341-nucleotide messenger RNA. RefSeq lists its product as uncharacterized. Lineage: Eukaryota; Metazoa; Arthropoda; Insecta; Lepidoptera; Plutellidae. The record is from RefSeq and is a predicted model, not a curated record.